CUUCGAUUAAACUUAAUUGAUUAAUUUAAUUGGCGAUUAAUUCAAUCAAAAUUUUUAUACAAUUCGUUGUUCCUGUUCUAAUCUUUCUGUCAUAUAUAAAUAAUAAGAAAUUAAUAAUUCUAUCUUAUAUUGAUAAACAGUACCGACGAGAAUCGAAAUACUACUAAAGGUACACCCUUAUGGGAGUUAUAACGCGUGGCUGUUAAGUAAUUGCUAAAAUUUAAGCAAUUUGCCCAGGGCUGACAGCGGUCUUUAACAGUAUCUCGUCGGUGAUAAAUAUAGUAAAGACAUUGUCAUUUUUAAUCGUAAAUUUAAGUUAAGUUUAGUUUCUUGCUCCGAUCUUAUCAGAUUUGAAACACCGCGGCUAUCGGAUGCUGGAUGCGCGGCUAUUUUCAGUUCAAAGGAAAAUAAGAAGGACAUCAACGAUUUAAGCAAUUUUACAUCAAAAUCUAACCACGAUUUAAUGACGGGCAUUUGACAAUUAAUUAAAGUGACAUUUUUUAUCAAGAAUUUAGAGCUGAGGGAAACAUGAAUUUCGUCGAGUCGAGAAACCGGCAUCAUGAACACGGACAUUCUAGAAAUUCGAAUGACGAAGAAAACAGAGGCAAAGAAAGACAGAAGAAUGAAGUAGAAUCGCAACGACCCUCUUGGCUUCAAACGGCACGCCACAGCGUCAAAAAUCGUUGUCAGAUAACGCACGAGAUGCGCUUUGGCGAGAAUUUGCGUGGCCUCUACAGCGCGCGUUUUUCUAAAACUGGUGACCUUAUAGCUACGGGUUUUGGAAACGGCGGUAUUCAGCUUCGAAACGGUGAGACUGGCGAUUUGGAAGGAACGUUCAAAUCUGGUUUGGAAAGUUCCGUGCCAAUUAUGUGCUGCAGAUUCAAUCCGAUCCGCAGCGAGAUCUUCUACGCCUCCAGUGCCUGCGGAAUUAUUUUUAUGUGCAACACACACACUAAAGAUUUUUCUAGAUUUGUACUCGAAUCAAAGAAUGAGGUGAAUGCGAUAGAUGUUAGUGUCACCGGAGAUUACUUGGUUUCCGGCGGUAAAGACGCAGCUGUUCGACUUUACAACCUACAAACCACUAAAUUGAUACUAACGUACAAAAGGAAGGAAGAGGUUCUGACAGAAAGUAAAGCCGGAAAUUUUCAUCGAAUGAAAAUAUUUGCCGCAAGAUUUCACAAAGAGUAUCCCGAUCUAAUUAUUACUGGCGGCUGGGACGAUACUGUUAGGAUUUGGGAUAUCAGAGUUCCAACUGGUUCAGUGAGAAUUAUUAAAGGCCCUCACAUAUGCGGUGACGCCAUCGAUAUGCACGAAACGCACAUCCUUACAGGCUCCUGGAUAGUGCGCGAUAGUCUGCAAGUAUGGGAUCUGAUGAGUGCGAAACUUAUUGAAACAAUAAAUCCGUAUAACAGACCGUCGACUUUGACCGGCGAGUUUCUUUACACAGUGCAAUAUUUCAAUGGGGAUCCUCACGGUGAUCUCGUUCUGGUUGGGGGUUCCGGUACUGGCGCAGUUGAAGUGAUUAGCUUAAGAGAAAAGAAGGUAAUGGGAAGCUUCAGUGCAAGCAAGCCAAUAUUCACUAUAGAUAGCUACCAAACUGCAAUAAUAUUUGGUGGCAUGGAAUCUGUAUUAAAGCUCGGAAAUUAUGAUUUUACCAAUGAAAUUGUUAAUUCUUAUUAAAUAAUAUAAUUUCAAACAAUAUUCUUUCACAAUUGCAAGAUAUAUUAUUGAUAAUUCCUAUCAAUGUAAGUAUGAAAAUUUCCAUCAGUUAUUAAGUAUUUAAAUAUAUGAUAGUAAAUUUAUCAUACACCUUAUAUCUACUUAUACAUGAAAUUAAUUAAUUAUUUAAAAUAUUUAUAGAACGUAUUUUAGAAAUCGGACAUUUUCUAUAAUUCUUAUAUUAAACAAAUACUAAAUAUCUAAUUUCUUAUUUAUAUUCAUCGUAUAUUACGUUUAUUUGAAUAACUGAAAAGAUUAGAUAUAUACACGACGUGUGGCGAUCGUAUGUGGCGCGAGAAGCUGCGCGGCAGCUUUCUGAGAAGCCAAAGAUCCAUGUUCAAAUCCAUCCCGAACAAUAUACUUAAUUAACUCUCGAUAAAAUCGAUUUGAAAUCGAUCGCCACGUAUCUGAUCUCGGAAGACGUUGAUCGAAGCGACUUAAAAAAAACUCAGACAAUUGGAACUAAUACAUCUCCCGUGAAUGAAUCAAUGAUUGAAACUGUUUCGCCUUAGAACAUAUACUAUUGGAAGGAGAAUUGUCUAUACCGUCCGUGCAUCGAGCUGAAGCUAACAUCUGUGCGAGAGAGAAAGGUAUAGGUUCCCAUUUAACUGUAAUACGCAUGUGUCAUUCAGCCCCCACUUUGUGACACAAGUAUCAUUCUGUCUUCGUUGUCAUUAAAUGUUGAAAAAAAGAUAGAAUGCUUGUGUCGUUAAAUAGAAGGCACACAUUAUAACUAUUACAAGUAAUUUUUAUAUAUAAAUUUCCAAAGGCAAAUUAACACCUAAUAAUCGCCACGUUCUUGGACAACAAUAUAUUUUGAAUUGCGAUAUCGCGUUUCCUAG
This is a messenger RNA of Wasmannia auropunctata (little fire ant), 2561 nucleotides long. RefSeq names its product WD repeat-containing protein 38-like. The record is from RefSeq and is a predicted model, not a curated record. Lineage: Eukaryota; Metazoa; Arthropoda; Insecta; Hymenoptera; Formicidae. Gene Ontology annotation, molecular function: protein binding. The coding region runs from base 529 to 1680 and encodes 383 amino acids. The transcript has 9 exons.